Messenger RNA from Cooperia oncophora, 1377 nucleotides. NCBI's taxonomy places the organism in Eukaryota, Metazoa, Nematoda, Chromadorea, Rhabditida, Trichostrongylidae. The record is from the annotation of a GenBank genome assembly.
AUGUCCCCAUCUCCGGUGGAUAUUGAUGCCUCUCCGGGGCAAGAGGUCGGCGUUGUAUCAACUGUGAAGCAGCUCACUCGAAGUUCGAUGCCUCCACCUUCAGCAGAUUGGACUAAUCAGUUCAGUCCAAGUGGAGUGGACGAAUAUCACCCAUUUGUUGAAGCUCUGCUGCCGUAUGUGAAAGAUUUCUCAUAUGUGUGGUUCAAUUUACAAGCCGCAAAGCGUCGCUAUUUUAAACGUCAUGAAAAACGAAUGACGUUAGAAGAAGAAACGGGUGUCAAAGAUGAACUCAUGAACGAACGAGCGGAAUUAAAGCAGAAAUGGGCAGCGCGGUUGUUAGGGAAGCUCCGGAAGGAUAUUCAACCUGAAUAUAGGAACGAUUUUGUCUCUUCGGUUACGGGACAACAGCCAGCCGUGUGCGUUUUGUCUAAUCCGGACCAGAAAGGGAAAAUGCGCCGUAUCGAUUGUUUGAGACAAGCCGAUAAAGUGUGGCGGUUAGACUUGGUCAUGGUCAUUCUUUUCAAGGGCAUUCCAUUGGAAAGCACGGAUAGCGAGCGACUGGAAAAAUGCGCCGAAUGCGUUUUUCCUGCGGUCUGUGUGAACCCAUACCAUAUUUCUAUAGCUGUACGCGAAUUGGACUUAUUUCUUGCAAACUUCAUUCGUACCGGUAAUCCUGACGAAAAAGAGGCACAGGAUGAGAAAAUGGAUGAGAAGAAAGUGGAUAUCUUAAUGGGAGAUAUGAGUCCUGAAGGGAUCUGGGGUACCGGAGUCUUCUCGGCGUACGAACUUAAGUCGUUAACAAAACCAUCUAUCGUUACUUGUUCCGCCUUGAACGGUCGAACGGUCGCUCCUGCCAUCUUGCGAAAGAAUGACCGAACAUCAUGGAUAUCUGCGCUGUCGUCGAACAAUUCACCUCUAGACGGAAGUCUUCCAUCUUCUCCACCUGCCAGUGCAAUGGCAGCUAUUAAAGCGCUUGCGGAGUCUGAAUGCCACUUAACAUCAGCGACUACAUCUGGCGGAUCAUUACGAUCAGCGGCUUCUAUUCCCCAAGUUGGCGCUGUUGUUACAGUUGGUGUGAAUGCUGAUUCGAAACACUCAGUUUUAACUUAUUCUGCGGGUGAUAAUGAGGAAGAUUCGAACGAAAAACGAAGUCGACAUGCGUCGCGCGACUCGGCCGCUAGCAGUACCAAUGAGGAAGUGAGGCGGAUUGUGGAACGAGCUGGAGAUGGGUGGAAUGGCGGACUGAUUGGCGAUGAUUUGGUAGCAAACGAUGCUACGUCACGCGCGGAAUUUCUGGAAAAAGGACAGCGGGUAGUGCUUCAGCGAGACGGUCAUCGAUUUGUAAAAGUGGUUCAAGGGUACGUUUUCGAACAAUGA